AUGGAGCAGCAGCCGCCGCUUCCCACGCCGCUUCCGAGCCAAUCACAAGCCGAAAAGGAGGAUGAUGCCGGAAAGAAGAAGAAGAACAGGAGGAGACUACCGAGCCCGAGUGAGCUGGUGGCGCAUUACGAGAAGCAGGGUAUGGACACUCAAGGAGCCUCUUUCAAAGUCAUUCAAGAUUUGCAGAACGCUGUUUUCACAAUGAUCAGCACCACUCGAAGCCAGAAAAAAGGUGACUCUGAUUCAGAUAUUACCUCUAAAAAGCUCGACGUCAUCUACUCCCGGCUGCUUCAACUGGAAAUGAAACUGGAUUCCAAACCGGGAUACCCGCAGGCUGUCGGCAUUGGCGUGGCGUCUGCCGGAAUUUGGAAUGCUGCUGUCCAAAUUUGGAAUUCUGUUUCCCUGGCUUCUUCGUCUUCUUCAAUUCCUGAUUAA
Molecule: messenger RNA, 435 nt
Organism: Olea europaea var. sylvestris
Lineage: Eukaryota; Viridiplantae; Streptophyta; Magnoliopsida; Lamiales; Oleaceae
Exons: 1
Coding region: 1-435 (144 amino acids)
Source: RefSeq, a predicted model, not a curated record